Anisakis simplex (herring worm) is the source of this 267-nucleotide messenger RNA. Lineage: Eukaryota; Metazoa; Nematoda; Chromadorea; Rhabditida; Anisakidae. The record is from the annotation of a GenBank genome assembly.
AAAAUUCAAAAAAAUGGAGUAUGUAUUCUACCGAAUGGACGUCCACUUAAGAAGGCGAUUCGUAAAGAGUAUCGUAUGAUGAGCGAUAAAGAACGUGAACGUUUUCACGCAGCCAUCAUACACCUCAAACGAAAUGGUGAAUUCGAUAAGAUGGCUAUAAUUCAUGCGCAGUUUUCGAUCAGUGGUGGUGCACAUUCUGGACCUGCGUUCCUACCGUGGCAUCGGGAAUUCAUGAAAAGGUGGUCGCUCGAUCAUCAUUCACGUUGA